AUGUCUUCCGGUGACUCUGUUAGUACGAGAGAGGUAGCGGCCUAUCCAAGUAGUGAAGCAAUGGAAAAGAUAAGGGCAGAAGUUCAGUCGAUUAAUGUUUCGGACGAGCCGCUUCUUAUUGAUAACCCUUCAAGAUUUGUUAUCUUCCCAAUCAAGUACCACGAUAUAUGGGACUUCUAUAAACACGCAGUAGCAUGCUUCUGGACUGCUGACGAAAUUGACCUUUCUCAUGACUACGCUGACUGGGAAAAACUCACUGCGGGAGAAAGAUUUUUUAUUUCUCGCGUUCUUUCUUUUUUUGCAGCAUCUGAUGGAAUCGUUAACGAGAAUCUGGUUAAUAAUUUCUCGCAAGAAAUUCAAAUACCAGAAGCACGCUUCUUUUACGGUUUUCAAAUUUUCAUGGAGUGCGUUCAUUCAGAAAUGUAUUCGAAGCAAAUCGAAGCAUACAUCAGAGACGAAAAAGAACGAAUGAUGCACUACGAUGCAAUACAUCAGUUUCCUUGCAUUAAAAAGAAGGCAGAUUGGGCUUUACGGUGGAUUUACGACAAAACAUUUCCUUUUGCAGUGAGACUUGUUGCUUUUGCAGCAGUGGAGGGUAUAAUGUUUUCUGGGAGCUUUGCUGCUAUCUUUUGGUUGAAAAAACGUGGAGUCAUGAAGGGCUUGACACACAGUAAUGAGCUUAUUACCCGAGACGAAGGUCUUCAUCGUGAUUUCGCUUGCAUCCUGUACAAGUACAUAAAGAAUAAACCGUCUGAGACUGUUGUACAAACAAUAAUUAGGGAGGCUGUUUUGCUCGAGCAGGAAUAUCUCACUGAGGCCCUCCCUGUGGAUUUGAUUGGUAUGAACUGCAAACUCAUGUCUCAGUACAUUGAAUAUGUAGCUGACCAUCUUCUUACUGAACUUGGUUACCCUAAGAUAUUCUUAGCCGCUAAUCCUUUCGACUUCAUGGAAAACCUGUCAAUAGAAGCAAAGACUAAUUUCUUUGAGCGGCGAGUGAGCGAAUAUCAACGAGCGAGUGUCUUGGCUAGGGAGGAGGAUAAGCACUUUAAUUUGAACGCUGACUUUUGA
Messenger RNA from Enterobius vermicularis (human pinworm), 1068 nucleotides. The record is from the annotation of a GenBank genome assembly. NCBI's taxonomy places the organism in Eukaryota, Metazoa, Nematoda, Chromadorea, Rhabditida, Oxyuridae.